CUCACAUUACAAGAAGUGUACAUAUGAUUCAAUUUCUCCAUUUCAGAACUAACGUUUUAGAAAGAUAUUUUAAUAAAGACUUCACAUUAACGUUACCAGAAAAGAAAAAGUUAACCGACAUAAAGUGGUUCGCAAUUUACGACAUUUGGAGCCAAAACACCUUUGGAGACAUUUACAUUCCCGAAGAUUUUGAACCUCCAACUGUUCAAAAAAUAGGAAAACUUGCUGCCAAAAGUAACAUGAUCAGUUCAGGAAAAAUUGAAGUUCUGGACGCUAAAAGUAUUAGAAUAAACAAUCUUUUCUACGAUGGUAAAGCCAAAGACGCUUAUUUUGUUGCUGGAAUUGGCCCUUUGCCGAAUUCAAAGGGGCAUAAAAUUCCAGACGAAUAUGGAUAUCUAGAUUCACUAAGGGCAUAUAAAAACCAAACAAUCACUUUGGAAUUACCAGGAGAUUUAACUGUUUUCAAUAUAGACUGGCUAAGUAUUUUCGAUUUCGAAAACAAAGCAAAUUUAGGUUCUAUUUUAAUAACAAGCGGUUUGAAUGUUCCACCAUCUCUCGUGAAAGUUAUACCUCAUAAGAACGAUUUACCAAACUGCUUACAACUUCAUAGAGAUUUUCAAGUUUCAUGGGAAAUCUUCGGACCUGCCAUAACAAUUCAACUUGCAGGACAAAUUAAAGAGGAUGAAUAUAUGGCGUUUGGCUUGUCAGGAUCACCAGAAAAAAGUCAAAUGUUGGGGGCGGAUGUUGCAGUAGCUUAUAUCCACGAAUAUAGAGGAUUAGCAACAGAUUACAACAUUACAGCAUUAACAGCGUGCGUAAAAGUUCUGGGUCAAUAUAAAGGUGUUUGCAAAGACGAAUUGGUGGGUGGUCAAGAUAAUAAUCAAAUCCACACUGCAGUACGCGAAAAUGGUAUUAAUAUUAUUACGUACAGAAGAAGUUUAAUAUCACCUGACACUGGAGAUAAAGAGUUUCCUACAGAAGGGUCCGUCUAUAUUGUAUGGGCCUUAGGUCGUCUUGACAAAUCCAAAGAGCCAACAUUUCACGAUAUUUAUCCGAAAUCUGAUAUCAAAAUUGAGCUGAAUAAAAAGGAACCGGCAUCAAAUUGCUUUGCAUUUACAACAACCGACAGGAAUUUAGUAGAAGUGUGGGAAAAAAAUCAAAUAUUCGAUAGAAAUAUUCGUACUUUCAAUGCGUACCUUGGGCCUUCGGGAGGUAAAAAGGGUUACCAAGGAAUGACAGGACAACCAUCAGCUCCAUUGGCGUGGUACAUAAACGGUCUUUUAGCGCCUGAGUUAUGGCUCAGAAGAGGCUUAACAUAUUCGUUUAAAGUGAGAGGAGGCAACAAUCCCCACAGUGCUGAGUUUUAUCAUCCCUUAAUUAUCACCGAUGAACCGCACGGUGGAUUUGACAGAUUAACAGACGAAGCCCAGGCUCGAGUUCGGGUUCUUGCUGGUGUAGAAUACUCAAGAAGAGGAAGACCGAGACCAACAGCAGGUAAUAAAUAUACUUAUCUUUUUACACACCAAACAUAUACAUUUAUCAAAUUUAUUUUCAAUCUUUACCCGUUAUAAAUUACUUCAAGUUAAUGAGAAAAAAAAUUG
Molecule: messenger RNA, 1601 nt
Organism: Agrilus planipennis (emerald ash borer)
Lineage: Eukaryota; Metazoa; Arthropoda; Insecta; Coleoptera; Buprestidae
Product: protein Skeletor, isoforms B/C-like
Exons: 6
Coding region: 24-1571 (515 amino acids)
Source: RefSeq, a predicted model, not a curated record